This is a messenger RNA of Rangifer tarandus platyrhynchus (Svalbard reindeer), 291 nucleotides long. NCBI's taxonomy places the organism in Eukaryota, Metazoa, Chordata, Mammalia, Artiodactyla, Cervidae. The record is from the annotation of a GenBank genome assembly.
AUGGAGGUCUUAGAGCACUGCGGUUCUCAGUGCGCGAGGAGCGGUUUAGCUCCUGUCCAGAGCCUCAGGCUGCUGGUGGAGAUGGCACAUCAUGGCCCGCCACACCUCAUGCCUCAGCCCUCUAGGCAUGUCUGCGGUUUUGGCGUUGUCUGUGCUUCUGCCUCCGCGGUGGCUGGGCUGGGAGCCCGUGAGCGGCACUGCGGCCACAUCGCCUGUCCUCCGGGCCCGGCCCGCGGAGGGGAGGUGGCGGGUCCUGAGCCCACGGCUCUCAUGCAUCCUCUGACGCUGUAA